ACCUUGCCGCACCGUUCCCCCCUGUAUCAACAUGUAUUAAGUGCAGUAAGACAUGACACUCAAUUUUUUGUCGAAAUAAGAAAGACAAACAGUAGCUAGUAGGCACCAUUGACUGGCACAAGGUAUCAAGUUUUUUUUUGAUAACUCAACAUCAGAGACCUCGACCUCUGAUUGAACUGCACGUGACUUCCAGACGUAGCUACAUUUUUCGGAAUUCGAACGCUGUCUAGAUUCACCACUCGGAUUAGAAAACAACACGGUGUCUUUUUUAUCAGAACGACGAUUUUACAGUUUACUGACCACCUGUAUUCAGAACGAAAUUACCUUAGAUUUAAUUAGCAGAUUAGCUAGCUACGUCCACAAAUAUUUGUGCAAAAGCGACUGUUAACAAGAUUGCAAUCCAGCGACUGACAUGUAGCUAACUUCCAAAAAUGAGGAAGAAACAGAUGUCUAGUCGAGUUAGCAAUUUGAAGCGGCGAAAGGAGAAGUGCACUCGUGCCUCAAGCGACCUAAACCUCAAGGUGAAGAGUUCAGAUAAGAGUUCAGUGAAGAGGAUGGAUGUAAAAAAAACGAAAUUGGAAGACUCAAAAACCGAAAUGCCCCUGAAUGACUGUAUGGUUGGCGGUUGUAGGGCGUCAACAACCACUUCUGAGAAGCUCAGCUGUGAUGGUUAUAAGUGGGAUGAAAAGACAAGGUGUGGAGCACCACCAGACAUGGAUGAAUUGUGGGAAGGUAAAGAGAAUGGUCUGAGAUUUGAGUUGAAUUACUGCAAAACAAACGGGUUACCAGAGAAUAUGGAGGGUGACGAAACUGAAGAGGGUGUUGUGAUUGACAAGAGCAUCUUCCUUGACGAUGACAGUAACCAGGUUCUUCCUGUGGAAAAGUUCUUCGGAAACAUGGAAGUUGUACAGGAUUGUCCACCGAGAUCUGCAGCCUCCUCGACCUUCAGCAGGAGGGAGCACCGGAGACGACAGUACUACGCCAAAGAGGACAGUGAUGAAGAAGAGGGCUACACAGACAUGCAGCAAGAUGACAUAGGUGGCACUUAGUUUACAGAAAUAACUAAUUCAUAUCAAUGGAAUGGAUUAAAACCUCUGUCCUUUUACUAGCCUAAUGGCAGAUAAGCCUUGGAAAGUGGGUUUGUUCAAUGGAACGAGGGUAUCAAGUUAACUUUUUGCCAGCAUGUAACCCAAAGUUUAAACAUUUGUAUUGCUAUUUAAAAAGCUAUUUGCACUAACAAAAUAACUAUUUGAUUUUCAAUUAUCAGGACCUAUAGUUUAUAGUGUGUGUGUAUAUAUUGUUUAAUUGGUACAGGGUAAGCGCUCGUUCUAUUUUUUUUUUUAUUGAAUGUGUCUUUUACUAUGUUGUUACUGGUUGCCUUGUCAGUAUGUAUGCACAAUAAUAGCUUUUUAUUUGGCGUUUUUAUAUUGCUAUGUAAUAGCACGACUGAAUGAAUGCAACAUAUAAAUCAUGUAGUCUUUAGGCAGGUUUCCAAUGACCCAGGUUUAUUCGACAAAAGCAAUGUAGAAAAAAAUAAUAAUUGUGACGUGUAAUGGAAACGGCAGAUAUAGGAAACCAUUUCUAAAGAUCUACAACAUUUUUAUCUGUUCGACGGGUGGGAUUUUCCUUUCGUCAAACCUUCUUUGCGACAAAUGAUGAUGGAAACUGUUUUUAGAAUAAAUAAUUGCUGAAUUCUUUGGAAGGUA
Coregonus clupeaformis (lake whitefish) is the source of this 1706-nucleotide messenger RNA. RefSeq names its product chromosome 24 C1orf174 homolog (gene c24h1orf174). The record is from RefSeq and is a predicted model, not a curated record. The transcript is spliced from 4 exons. NCBI's taxonomy places the organism in Eukaryota, Metazoa, Chordata, Actinopteri, Salmoniformes, Salmonidae. Bases 432 to 1049 code for a protein of 205 amino acids.